Messenger RNA from Tarenaya hassleriana, 3795 nucleotides. RefSeq lists its product as uncharacterized. The transcript is spliced from 9 exons. Bases 32 to 3604 code for a protein of 1190 amino acids. NCBI's taxonomy places the organism in Eukaryota, Viridiplantae, Streptophyta, Magnoliopsida, Brassicales, Cleomaceae. The record is from RefSeq and is a predicted model, not a curated record.
UCAUUCCAGUUGAAUCGAGAUCGCGGGAUCGAUGGAGGAGUACCCGGAGGAGCUGAGGACGCCGCCGGUGAGUCUGGUGGCUCUGGUAGGAUGCUCGGAGGUUCAUGCCUCCGUCGCUAAGCACCUCCAUUCCCAGCAGCCUCCCAUCAAUCCUCUCGCCUUCCCCGACAUCUCCCACUUCUCUCUCCUCUUCUCCCCUCAGCAUCAGACUCACCGAUCCUCUUCUCUCCGAGAUCCUCUCUCCCUCCCCGACUCCUCUUCUCAGACUUCCAGCGGCGGCGGCGGCAUCUUGAAACGUGAUUGGUUGCUCAAGCAUCGCACCAAGGUCCCUUCUCUCAUCGCCGCCUUCUUUCCCUCUCAUCACAUCUCCGGCGAUCCCACUCAGUGGCUUCAGGUCUGCUCCGAUCUCGACGUCCUCAAAUCCGUAAUUCGUCCGAAGAACAUCAAAUUGGUGCUCGUGGUGGUCCAGUCUUCUACCCAUGAGGAAAUGAGCGAAGAUCGUCUAACGGCACUGCGCAAGCGUGCUGAAUUAGACUCUAAGUACGUGCUUUUCUUCGAUCCCAACGUGGACUCUGAACUCAAGCUCUCUCUCUCCAGGAUGGCGUCAACAUUUGCAGAGUUAUCCCUUACCUAUUACAGGGAAGAGGGACGAAGAAUCAAAACUCGAAUUGAGAAAAAGAACUUCAAUUCCAUUGACUUGAAUGUUCGAUACUGCUUCAAAGUCGCUGUAUUUGCAGAGUUUCGUCGAGAAUGGGCUGAAGCCUUGAAGUUUUAUGAAGAUGCUUACACCACCUUGCGUGAUAUGAUUGGUACAUCGACAAGGUUGCCUGCAAUUCAACGCUUGGUCGAGAUUAAAACUCUAGCAGAGCAAUUGCAUUUCAAGAUAUCCACACUUUUAUUACACAGUGGAAAGUUCGUAGAGGCUGUGACAUGGUUUCAUCAGCAUAAAGCGUCAUAUGAGAAGGUUGUUGGAUCUCCAGAAGUCAUUUUUCUCCACUGGGAUUGGAUGAGCCGGCAGUUUCUUGUUUUUGCUGAGUUGCUGGAGACAAGUUCAACAGCUGUUCAAAGCACUUCAUCCUUAAACCAAGGAACAGCUGAAAGACUUUUGACUGAGUUUGAGUUUUAUCCUGCAUAUUACUAUCGGUUAGCUGCUCAUUACCUCAAGGAGAAGAGAUCUGCUCUGGAACUUGUGCUGUCAAUGUCGGAAGCUGCUGAAGAGAAUGAUAGCAACUCUGAGUCUGUUGCACCAUCACUCUAUGUGGGUCAGUUUGCUCAGUUACUUGAGAAGGGAGAAGCUCUUACAUUUCACCCUAUCACAGAUAGAGACUACACGCGGUUUGCAAUUUCUGAAGCAAAGAGAUUUCAGGAUUCCUUUGAAAUUAUUGCUUGGCUGAAAAAAUCUUAUGAAUCAUUUUCCAACCUUAAGGUCCAGAGGAUGGCUGCUCUUUGUGGAUUUGAAGUAGCUCGGGAGUACUUUGGUUUGGCUGAUUACAUCAACGCAAAGGAGUUUUUUGAUAUUACAGCAAGCUUGUACAGACAAGAAGGCUGGGUAACUUUACUUUGGGAUGUGUUAGGAUAUCUGCGAGAGUGUUCGAGAAACCUUGGUGCUUUGAAAGAUUUUGUAGAAGUUUCCCUUGAAAUGGCUGCUCUACCUGUAACAUCUGCCACUAGCCUCCCGUCUUCUGCGUACAAAGAAUAUGGUCCUGGCGGGCCUGCCAAUGAUUCAGGAAGAGAAAGUAUACAUCGAGAAAUUUUUACUCUAGUGUGUGGUGGAACGGAGCUGUCACCUGAGGGAGAAAGUAAUCUCAAAGUAACCAGUGAUAGUCCCCUUCGUCUUGAGAUUGAUGUCAUCAGUCCCCUAAGACCCGUGCUCUUAUCUUCUGUUGCUUUUCACGAGCAGAUAAUCAAGCCUCACGCUUCAUGCUUUAUUACUUUGUCACUGCUGUCUCAUCUACCAGUUCCCGUUGACAUAGAUCAGCUGGAGGUCUAUUUCAAUCAAUCAGAGUGCAAUUUUAUAAUUAGGAAUGCCCAGAGGCCUUUACUGGAUUCUGUAUCUGAUGGUGAAUCUAGUGGUCGCCGAGUAGAGAGUGAGCCAUCACUGGUGCUUGUGCCAAGCAAAUGGUCACGCUUAACAUAUGAAAUUAAGCCUGAUCAAAGCGGCAAGCUUGAAUGUCUAUCCGUUCUUGCAAAAUUAGGACCCCACUUCACGAUCUGUUCGAGAGCUGAAAGCCCUGCAUCAAUGGGGGAUUUACCUAUCUGGAAGCAUGAGAAUCGUUUUGAAACUCUUCCAACAAAGGACCCGAUUCUUGCAUUAUUUGGGCAGAAAGCUACCCAAGUCGAAGAACCUGAACCGUUGGUGGAUGUCACUCUAGGCGCUUCUGGCCCUGCAUUAGUUGGUGAGGAUUUCACAAUGCCUAUCAUGAUAACUUCAAAGGGCCACUCUGUAUAUAACGGUGAACUCAAGAUUAACCUAGUGGAUGUGAAAGGUGGUGGUUUGUUUAGCCCCAGAGAAGCAGAACCAUUCUCUUUAGAAAGUCAUCAUGUGGAGCUCUGUGGUAUUACCGGGGCAGAGGGCAGCAAGGAUUCUCAGUCUGAGGCAGAUAAAAUAAAGAAAAUUCAGCAAUCUUUCGGGUUGGUUUCUGUUCCAGAUCUAAAGGAAGAGGAGUCAUGGUCUUGCAAACUAGAAAUCAAAUGGCACAGACCCAAACCUGUCAUGCUUUUUGUGUCGUUAGGUUACUCGCCACAUGGCACUAGUGAAGUCAAUGCCCAAAAGGUUCACAUUCAUAAGAGCUUGCAGAUUGAAGGGAAGACUCCGCUUUUGAUUAGCAAUCGGUUUAUGUUGCCAUUCAGGAGGGACCACUUACUGCUAAGUAUGAUCAAACCGGUUCCUGAUUCUGAAGACAUACAAUCUCUCCCCUUAAAUGAAAAAACUGUGUUAGUAGUCAAUGCCAAAAAUUGCACAGAGAUUCCACUAAAGCUGGUGUCUAUGUCCAUCGAAGGUGAUGACGAGGUUGGAGGAACUUCAUGUAUGAUUUUGCAUGCGGAUGGAGAUGGAGACCUCUCAGACUGUGCAGAUCUUAUACCGGGAGAAGAGUUCAAAAAGGUUUUCAUCGUGAUUCCGAAGGUGAAAACCCCGAAGCUCGGUCUUGGAACAGUGAAUCUAAAAUGGACAAGAAGGCAGCAAGGGAACAACAUCAGAGAGGAAUGGGUUUCUACUACAAAACACAAACUCCCUGAUGUAAACGUGGAGGCAUCGCCAUUGGUUGUGAGUUUGGACUGUCCUCCUUAUGCAAUUCUUGGAGAGCCUUUCACGUACGCAAUCAGAAUCCGAAACCAGACACAGUUGCUGCAAGAAGUGAAGUUUACUCUGACGGAUGCGCAGAGUUUUGUCUUGUCCGGUUCUCAUAGCGGCACGGUCUCGAUUCUUCCAAAGUUAGAGCACAUCUUAAGUUACAAAAUAGUACCGCUUUCGUUGGGACGGCAGCAGCUGCCGACUAUUACUGUGUCAUUUGUGCGAUUUUUCGCCGAGUUUCAGCCGUCUGCCGUGGCUUCUAGCGUCUGUGUUUUACCUUCAAGGCCUCAAGCCAAGUCUGCUGCCGAGUGAUAUCAUCAUCGGACAGAUUUUUUGUUGUUCUUUUUCAUGGUUUUGACGAGUUAGGUUCUUAAGAAGAGCAGACGGCAAUUGAGUUAAUGUGAUGUUAAUGCAACGAUGUCCAUCCACCUUACCCGCAUUUUUUUUUAACUCUUGAGAUGUCAGACGAGAUUUCUAUUUGUAAACUAUUUUUUUUUUUUUUU